Messenger RNA from Cheilinus undulatus (humphead wrasse), 2616 nucleotides. RefSeq names its product coiled-coil domain containing 15 (gene ccdc15). Gene Ontology annotation, cellular component: centrosome. The record is from RefSeq and is a predicted model, not a curated record. The transcript is spliced from 10 exons. Bases 218 to 1513 code for a protein of 431 amino acids. Lineage: Eukaryota; Metazoa; Chordata; Actinopteri; Labriformes; Labridae.
CCAAACCAGUACAUAUCCAUCAGAUGUUGAGACAAGCGUUAAGUGGGACUUUUAUGAUUGUUUAGUUUACUUCUCGUUGGACUAAAUAUUUUUGUGCACUACACAGUCGACUAAGUCGCUACAACACCAUGUGUUACUAAUGUAUUACAACUUUAACUGUUUACCGUAAAGACAUAGUUGGCAGUGAGAAAGUUAGCUUCACCUGUUAGCAACGCUAAUGUUCCCAAUGAGUUCCAGGCGGGUUUUAACCUCGAAAAGAGGCAAAUGUAAAGCUUCAGUUUCCCGGAACAAGGAGCACCCAGCUACAAAAGCCAGCAAGGUUCUUGCAGAGAGGAACCAGGCCGUGGUGGCAGUGGGAGCCUGGGUUGAAGAGGGACAAGACUUCGUGGAGCAUCCGUCUGCUCUUGCUUUGCUGACUGAGGAAAUCCAGGCAGAGAAAAGGAGGGCGAGUGAAGAGAGCCUCAGACGAUUUCAGGAUGAAGUACGCCAUCGUGUGGCUCAGCAGGCUCAAAUCAUCAAGAGGAGGGAGCAGCCUCAGGCAUGCUCAGGGCAGUACCAAGUGUGGACCCAGCAUGCAACUGCAGGUGAAAAGCAGAUGCCUGCAGGAGGCACUGUACAACAAAGGGUGAAGGGGAGGAGCUUUCAUGAGUCAGUUGAAGGUAUGAGGCAGGUCCGUCUCAGACUGGCUGCCUGUCGAAUGGACCCGCAAAGGGAAAUUACAUCAGACCUUCCUGGAGGCGAAUGGAACAUCUCUCCCACCAGACAUAGAUCGCACAUGCUCCGAGCAGAUCAGGACGAUGAAGAAAGGGAGGAAGAUGAAUUGGAAGAUGAGGAAGAGGGAGAGGAUUGUAUCUUCACCAGUCAGCACAAAUGUCCCCUUGUUCAGCAGAAGUCAAGUGGAUGGGCAUUAUUGGAUUCUGACAAAUCACAGCCUCAUCCUGGAUUCCAGACCAGCCUCAGAGUCCCACAAGUCUUGUGGCCUCUGCCUGACCAAGAGGAACUGAAGAGACAGCAACAGUCUCAGUUCCUGAUGCACCGCCGUCAGUACAUGAACAUUGAGCGAGAGCGAGUGAAGGAGAACAAACAGCACAGGAAACACCUGAAGAGGACAGCAAGGAUCAAAGCAGAGAAAGAACAGAUCCGUUUGCAGGAAGAGAGAAGAUUAGAGAGGGAUCGGCAGCUUGAAGAGGCCAGACAUAGGAUGGAAGAGAGGGAGCUGCUGAUUCUGGAGCGACUGAGGCUGGAGGAGGAGGAGGAGAGAGCGGUGGAGCUGCAGAGGAGGAGGAGGGAGGAGAAGUGCAAAACAGAUGCAAGGUUCAUUGAAGCUAUGAGAGCUCAGAUGAAAGAGCGACUCUCUCAGACCUCCGUGGACCUCCCUCCUCUCUGCUGCUGUGCGUCCUCCUUCUGGGACUCCCACCCUGACAUCUGUGCUAACAACUGUGUCUUCCACAACAAUCCCAAAGAGUAUGCCAAGGUCUUACAUUCAACAAUGCUGAAUUUGGAUUUACGGUGAAGGAAAGUGAUGGACUGCAGGGGACUGUCAGUUAGAAAUGAGACCCUUGAUGUGUGUUUACAGGAACAGUCCAGUAAUUUGGAAAACACAGUUUGAUCUUUCAAACCCAGAGUCAAAAACAAAACUGAUAGCAGGACGGGGACAUGGAACCCCUUUAAACUGGAAUGCCUCAACAUUAAACAAACUAUCACACCUUAUAUUACAUAGACUGCCAUAACAUUUGCCCAAGCAUUUAAAUGUUCCUAUAUGACAUCGAUAAUUCCUAACCCAGGUUUUCUGUCAUGUUUUGACUUAAUGGAGUGGCUCAUAGAAUUCUGAAGACAUGGAUUGUUUUAAAAAAGAAGUUGUGCAAAAGUUAUACCUUUAAAAAAUCAACAUGUGUGCAUGGUUACUAAGCAUUUUAGCCUGCUGACAUUAACAUUUACCUCAAAGAGCCAUUGUGCCUUUUACAGCUCAGCAGAGCCACUAACAGAGUGCUUUUAAUUUAUUGAAGAUUAAGAAUUUGUAUUGAAGCGUGAUUUUUUUGUGUGAUUAGAAUAAUCAGUUUAUAAUAUUUCACUGUGCAUCAGGGAUGAUUGUACAUGUAAAAACCUAAGAAUGUGCUUUGGAGUAUUGACUUUUUGUUGAGUGGGAUUUUUAUAAAUUGUGUGCAGGUUCUUCAAGACUGUGAAAAUAAUUAAAAACAAAAUGUGAAUUUUUGAUAUAAAGUAGCUAAUAUUUAUAAAAAUUAGGGUUGGGUGUCAAAGUAACUUUUCCUAUUGACAAAUACUGGUGUCCAGAGUUUAAAUUCAUGUGGUGUCAACUUGGAAUCUCAUGUCACUUGAUGUAUAUUUCUUAUAUAGGAGGUCACCAAUUUGUUUAUGCAGCAUUCAAAUGUCAGUACUAAUCUCCAUUGUGUUAACAUUAUCUAUAUUAACAUGAAGUUGCUCAGGUUUGCAUUUUAGAUGCUUAUGCCUGUUUCUUUUCUUUUUUUUUUUUUUUUACUUCAACUCAGCUACAUUUUUUUUCUUUGAAUCAGAGCCUUAGUUAUUACCAACUUUUCAGAACAGUUUUUACUAGGGCUGUCAAACAAUUAAAACAUUUAAUCCUGAUUAAACUCAGCA